AUUAUUAUAUGAUUGUGCAGCUAAAAUAAAUCAUCAAACACUUGCAGUGAAAAAUUACUCCUGAAAGUCAUUUUACUUUGGAAAAAAUCCAAAUGUGCCAACAUUGGCUUCUAUGUUUUUGCUUUUUAUUUGAUUCGGUUUCAGACGACAAAAAUCUUUUAAAAAAUGUAUUUUACGUAGCUAAUUUCAUACCUUAGAGAAAUUCCUGUGCAGUGGUUAAUGCCAGUGACGGUUAAUGAUUAUAACUAACUAGGCAGUAAUUCCAGGAUGUGGGAAUAAAUGCAACGCGUCACAUCAUCUUGGUUAGUCAGUAACUCAUGUGGUCAGUUUAAUCUUAACACGUUCCUGGCAACUUUGAACCAAAAGUAAAAAUAAAAACUCCUGGAGCGUCUUUUCACAGAAACACACUCAGGUGAUUAAGCCUUUGAGGAAGCGUCGUUUUACAAAAACUGGAUCAUUUUCUGCAACGUUUUUAUCUGUCAUGUGAUUCCUGAUUUCAAGUCAUUCAAACACAUUCUGCUUUACGUUCUAAGUUUUCUUUAACUGAAUUAAUAACGUCAAAAAGACACAAAAACUGAGCUAAUCAGUUACGGCAGAAAGAUGAUUAUUGAUGAUGUCAUUAUACGUACUGAAACACGAGUCAAGUUUGAGUAACAAUGUAGUCCAAAGUGUUUAAUUUAAGUUUUACUCAUUAAAUAUCUAAAAAAAAUCUUGGUUUUGAAACUUGUAUUAAAAAUAAAAACAUAUUCCGUACAGCAGCUCCAGUGCAAAAUAAAAUACUAAUCAAGAAAGUAGUUCAAAACUAAUUUUCAGGAACUUGAAAAAAGGAUUUUUGGUUGGAGAUAAAUCUAAUAUUUCACCAGGAUCUGUUACAGGAAAACAUUUCAUCAUGAAAUCUUUUCCUGUUCCUCGUCACAAACCACUUCAGUGGUUUUAUUUUUAGUAGAUUUUCCUGGAAGACAUUCAGUGUUUUUCACAUACAGCUUAUUUUGCUGCAUCCUGAGAACAAGAAAAAGAAAAACUUGAUUAAAACAUUCAAAUACAGGAACCAAUAAAAUGUGCAAAUGAACAUACUAAAAAAAGCUCCAAUGCCUCAUGUGAUGUCAAAGUUUGUUUUGGGUGUUAAAAUGAGAUCUAGAACAAACUAAAAAAAUAGAAAAUCUGUGUUUGAAAAAAAUAUAAUUUUCACUUUCUGCAGGUGAAAAACUUUAUUUAAAGUAGUUUUACUGAUUUGACUGAAAACCUUGAUUGGUAGAUUCAAGGUGAAUUUUAGGCAAACUUUAGAAAUUAAUGUUUAAAAGACAGAAACUGGAUAACAUCUUAAGAAAUCUUAGCAUUUACCUUUUUUUAGAUAUUGACAAAUCCUAUUAAGUUAUGUCAGUGAGAUAAAAGUGAUUUCACCAAAAAUAAAAAUAAAAAAAUCAGUGACUGGCAUAACCAUGAGCUGUUAUGAAACAUGCAGGUUUAAUCUUUUUAUAAGAAAUCUGGCUACUGAACCACAGAGUAGCUGAUUCACUAUGACUAAAGCUACAGCUGCACGUUAUGCACCCAGUAGGGGGGAGGGAGAGUUAUCCUGCACCGUUAGGAGGGACACAAUGGACUGGGUGACUUAUAAAAAUCCCAGGAUAUAAAAGGUGUCAGAAGGAUUCUGUUGUUACAUUCACAAUGGCUUCGUGGAAAAUGCUGCAGGUUCUGGCUUUGCUGAGCCUUCUCUUUGCAGAAUCACACGCACAACUUAAAGAGUGCGGGUUCGCUACUCGAAAUCCCAAAAUAGUUGGCGGUCAGGAUGCGUCACCUGGAAGUUGGCCGUGGCAGGUCAGCCUGCAGAGGAAAGGAUUCGGGAAUCCAUUCCAUCAGUGCGGCGGGUCGCUAAUCUCCAAGAACUGGGUGCUGACUGCAGCUCACUGCGUCAGUGGGACCAGACCGUCGGAGUGGCAGGUUUCUCUCGGUCGGCAUCAGCUGCAGGGCGGCAACACAAACACCCAAGUAAACGUGGGAGUUGCUCAAAUUUUUGUGCAUCCUGGAUAUGGCAGCAAGACGUUCAACGACAUUGCGUUGCUCAGACUCUCCUCACCAGUGCAGUUCACAGACUACAUCAGACCGGUGUGUUUGGCAGCGAGUGGCAGCCGGUUCAACAACGGCACCGUUAGCUGGGUCACCGGCUGGGGAAACGUAGCAGAAGGAGUGCCUUUACCCCCUCCUCAAACGCUCCAGGAAGUGAAGGUGUCAGUUAUAGGAAACCGGCAGUGUAGCUGUUCCUAUGGAAACGGUGUAAUCACAGACAACAUGAUCUGCUCCGGUGUUCUGUCAGGAGGAAAAGACGCAUGUCAGGGUGACUCAGGAGGUCCGAUGGUCAACGAGCAGCGCUCACGCUGGAUCCAGUCUGGGGUUGUCAGUUUCGGCCUCGGCUGCGCUCGGCCCAAUCUGCCUGGCGUUUACACCAGAGUGUCCCGGUACCAGUCCUGGAUAAACUCUGUCAUCCGAGACGAAAAACCAGGAUUUGUCCAGUUCACCUCCAGUGGAGUGGAUCCUGACAGCAGCUUCAACUGCAAACGGCGGCCAUUUUUACCCAAAUAACAAGAACAACACUGAAACUAACAACUGGGUUGGUCCAGGUGUUACACUACAAAUUUAAGUAACAUAAUUCACUGCAAAACCACAAAAUCUUAUCAAGUAUUUUUUGUCUAGUUUUUAGUGCAAAUAUUAUUCCUUAAUAUUCCAUGUUCCAUGUUAUCAGUUAAUUUGUCUACCAAUGGAACUAGUAUGUUUUCAUCAAUAUUAAGGAAUUAUUUACUUAUAUAUUGUAAGUUAGUUUUGUUUUAUUUCUAUUUGACCAGAAAUACUUGGUAAGCUUUAUUUUUACAGCGUUCUUAAUGUAGGUGGGAAACUGUUUCCUUUAGUCCUUCUGUAAUUUUGCCAAUGUUCCUGUUUCUGUGAAUCAUUUAUAGUGAUUUUAAUUAUUUAAUAAACUCAUUCGAGCAUCACACCAA
Messenger RNA from Xiphophorus couchianus (Monterrey platyfish), 2990 nucleotides. Its product is annotated as prostasin-like. The coding region runs from base 1666 to 2577 and encodes 303 amino acids. The transcript has 6 exons. The record is from RefSeq and is a predicted model, not a curated record. Gene Ontology annotation, biological process: proteolysis. NCBI's taxonomy places the organism in Eukaryota, Metazoa, Chordata, Actinopteri, Cyprinodontiformes, Poeciliidae. Gene Ontology annotation, molecular function: serine-type endopeptidase activity.